CUGAUUCCUCCGUUGACGUUUCUCCACAAAAUUUGUUGGAAAUAUAUAUAAUUUAUGUUCUUCAAUUUCAAGGUAAACCACAAGAACAUUCUAGAAAUUCUGCUAUUCUUUUCAAAUUUACAAAUUUAUUAUCUGGAAAUUAAUCUAGUUCUCACUUUCUGCGAAAACUUGGUCCUGAUUCUUUUGGGAUUUUUUCCCUCUUCUCAAGAAUAACAGCGAUUUGCUUUUGAGGAUUGAAGAUUUUGUUGAAUUUUGUAAGAGAAUUUUGAUUUGGGUUAUUUAGGGGUAAUGGAGAUUUAACAUCCAGAAUAUCAGAGUUUUGUUUAGUUUUAAGAGAACAUAAAUGGGAAAGGUUCUUUCAUCAAUAAAGAAGUCAGCUUUUUUGUAUAUAGAAUAGAAGUACUUAUCUGUUUUUUUUUUUUGGUUACUUUCAAAUACCAUGUUUGAAUAUUAAAAAGGGCAAUCCAUGGAGCCUAAUCAUAAUGUAUGCUUAAUCCAUCAAACGAGGAUCAGUUUAGGGGUUGAUUUUUAAGAUUAAGAAACGUGAGAUCGCAGUUGCAAUCCUCUCUCAUCUUGGUAUGGAGAGUACAUUAUGCUCUCGAAUUGGCAGUGAAUGAUGGUUCUAAUUACAUUUGAAACCAAAAGGCAUGGAAGACAAUCUAUUUUCUGGCAUUGCCAAUGGUCCGCAAAUUGAGGCCAAGGUUCUUGAGACGUUUCAGAAAAAUUUUGUUCAAGUUCAAAAUAUUUUGGACCAAAACAGAGUGCUAAUCAGGGAGAUCAACCAAAAUCACGAGUCCAAGAUUCCGGAUAAUUUGAGUCGAAAUGCAGGUCUAAUUAGAGAGCUCAACAACAACAUUAGAAGGGUAGCUGAACUCUAUGCGAAUCUUUCCAAUUCUUUUGCCAAAUCUAUGGAGGCUUCUUCCGAAGGAGAAUCAGCAGGAACUACUAAAUCCGAUGGAACAGGUGGGCAAAAGAGAAACCGAUCCAGCGAUUGAUCCGACUUUCGAUUCUGAUAGAGGGGUAUGCCUAAUCCUUGGACUGGUGUAACCUGAAUAGAGUAACUCAAAUAGCAAUGAAAUUUUCUUAAUCUUAGCCUUCAUAAUGAGCAAUUUCUUCCACAAGCAAAAUAAUUGAUACACCUACUUUUGUAAUUUCUGUAACUUUUUCAUUGAAAAGAAAGAGUUGUCUUCAAAUUUCGAUCUAUGCAUUUUUCUAUUGUCA
Olea europaea var. sylvestris is the source of this 1221-nucleotide messenger RNA. RefSeq names its product protein ELF4-LIKE 4-like. The transcript has 2 exons. The coding region runs from base 648 to 995 and encodes 115 amino acids. Gene Ontology annotation, biological process: entrainment of circadian clock; positive regulation of circadian rhythm. NCBI's taxonomy places the organism in Eukaryota, Viridiplantae, Streptophyta, Magnoliopsida, Lamiales, Oleaceae. The record is from RefSeq and is a predicted model, not a curated record.